Messenger RNA from Symbiodinium pilosum, 963 nucleotides. The record is from the annotation of a GenBank genome assembly. Lineage: Eukaryota; Dinophyceae; Suessiales; Symbiodiniaceae.
AUGGAUUCCAUCUUGCUGUUGCAUCCGAAGUGCAGUGCAGCUCUCAGCGUAAGCCUGGUGGCUCUAACGGGCUGCUGCAUCGAAACCUUCAAGAAAUACUUGAUGAGUUGGGUUGACAAGCAGCCAUGGAAGUCACGCAUGAUACCGCUCCAGCGCAACAUGAUGCACAAUUUCGGGUACGGCAAGGCAACCACAACCGACGAACGGGUCGUUGUAGACUUCUACUGCUUCAUGAUUGCUCUUUGCUCCCACCAUCUUGUCAUGACGCUGGCGCUGACGCCUGCAGCUCUUUUGGGCUGGGAGUCGUUGGGUUGUGUGGGGCAAGUCUUGUUCUAUGCGGGUGCCUUGGGGGAUCUGGCCUGCACGGCCUACGACACUCUUCAGACCACCUUGAGAACGAUCUUCCCACUCAGCUUCACAUGUCUGGGCGUACAACUACCGAUGAAGUACUUCAUCGUGGUGGUUGGCUUGCAUCAUACACUCUCCAUGAUGCUCACUGUGCCAAUGAUUCUCUACUAUCCGUCUAUGAGGGCUUUGCACAUAUUGAUGUGGUCACUUCUUUUUGCUGGCGGCACCUGCAAUUUGCUGGGCUGCUAUAAGUUCACCCUGGACACACAAGGCUCACGCCGGGACUCCUUUCGGUACAAGGCCAUCGUGCUGAUCCAGUUCGCAACUAUCUUAUUCACCCGUGUGUACAUUUGGGUCUACUAUGCUGCCGCGGCAAUAGCUAACUUCUACGAACGUGGGGACACCCCAUUCAUUUUUCUGGGGCUCGCGGGCUGUCUUCUGAUGACUUUCUUUAACAUGCUCGUUGUGAUCGAUGCAAGCAAGGCACUAGUCAAGUGGAUUCCCAAGCAGAUGCCAAAGCCAGCUCAUGAUGCAAAGCUGGCGUGCCACGAGAGAGAAUUAAAGGCGGUGCGCACCGAAGGGCUUCGGAGACUGGAGGGGUUGAAGCUGGCGUGA